Corylus avellana is the source of this 1899-nucleotide messenger RNA. Lineage: Eukaryota; Viridiplantae; Streptophyta; Magnoliopsida; Fagales; Betulaceae. The record is from RefSeq and is a predicted model, not a curated record.
CUGUCUCUUUCUGUCUUUCUUCUUCGCCUGACCUCCCACCCCAACUCUCAUCGAUGGCUUCCACGCCCAACCCACGCAAAAAUGAGAACCCAAACAAAAAUGACACAAGUCCCAGUUACCCCACCACCAUCACAUCCCCAAUCUUCAUCUCCACGGAGUCUUUGCACUCCCUUCUCUCUCACCAAACCCUAAUUCACCACUUGCAAUCCUCUCUCGCUACAGUCUCAUCCACCCUGCAAACCCCAAUCCGCCAAAGCUACGCUGUUUCAUCCUCCUCCUCUCUCCUACUCAUGCCCUCUUGGUCCUUUUCUCCCUCCCUCCCUUACAUAGGCGUCAAGCUCGUGACCUAUUUCCCGCAUAACUCCUCGCUAAACUUACCAGGGGUGCAUGCAAGUUACGUUCUAUUCAGCUCCACAACCGGCCAAACUCUGGCUUCCAUGGACGGCACUGUGUUGACCCUUUAUAGAACAUCGUGCGUCUCAGGCUUAGCCUCGAAGAUUUUGGCUAGAAAUGAUAGUGAGACCCUUGUGAUGAUUGGUGCGGGUAAUUUGGCACCCCAUUUGAUCAAAGCCCAUCUUUCAGCGAGACCCAGUUUGAGAAGAGUGAUAAUUUGGAAUAGAACAAUGGAGAAGGCGCGAAAAUUGGCCGAGGAAAUGCAAGAAAAUGGUGGGUUUGAUGGGGUGAGUUUCGAGAGUAAUGGGUGUUUGGAGGAAAUUGUCGGAUUGGGAGAUAUCGUGAGUUGCGCGACGAAUUCGGAGACGGCGCUUGUGAAGGGCGAGAGUUUGAAGGCAGGGGCGCAUCUGGAUUUGGUUGGGUCGUUCAAGCAUUGUAUGAGGGAGUGCGACGACGAGGCACUAAGGAGAGGGAGAGUGUUUGUGGAUAACGAGGCUGCGUUGGAGGAAGCAGGGGAAUUGGUGGGUGCUUUUGAGAGAGGGGCGAUUGAGAAGGGAGAUAUUGCAGGAAAUUUGGUGGAGUUGAUAAAGGGAGAGAAGGUUGGGAGGAGUAAUUCUGAUGAAAUAACUGUAUUCAAGUCUGUUGGCUCGGCAGUUGUGGACAUUCUUGCAUCACAAUUGGGCCGGCCAAGAAUAGUCGUAGAGACCUUCAACCUCAUCUCCCGCUUCUCUAUAUUAGACUGCGGUCUCACCUUUGAGGAUACAACUAAUCUAUACAAUAUUUCCUUCCUUCUUGUGCUAUCAACGGUUAUGGAGAGGAAAUUCAGUUUUCUGAAAGAGAGAAAGAGAAGUCCUUCUGAUCUUCAAACAAGGUAUCAUAGAUCCUUCAAAUCAACUCUCAUCUUGGACUGGCGAAGAGUGUUGUAUGUGGAAAGGAAUUUGGUGUGACAACAUAACUGGGCAUGUCAACCAGCUAAAUCUUAGAAACCCAUAUGACCUCAAUAAUAAUGCAUAUGAAAGUUAUGUCCGGUCACAGUUGGGCGGGCUGAUAAGUGAUUCUCUAUUGGAAUUAAAGCAUCUUCACUAUUUGGACCUAAGUCAGAAUAAUUUUGAAGGUUAUCAAAUUCCAAGCUUCUUUGGUUACCUCCGGAAUUUGAGAUAUCUAAAUUUAUCAUAUGCGGGUUUUGUGGGUGGAAGUCCUCAUCAACUAGCGAAUCUCUCGAACUUGUACAAUCUUGGCAUUGGAGGUCUCUCUUUGCAAGUUGACAGUCUUGAAUGGUUAUCCCAUCUUUCUAUGUUAGAAUUCCUGGACAUGAGUAUGGUCAAUCUGAGUAAAGCAUCUAACUGGUUACAGGUGAUAAACAUGCUCCCUUCUCUAUCAGAGUUACGCUUGUCUUAUUGUAAUCUUGAUAAGUAUGAUCCUAUUCCUCGUGUUAAUUUUUCAUCUCUAACCGUUCUUGAUCUUUCAAAUAAUUGGUUUUCUAAUUCAACAUUUGACUGGCUUCAU